Messenger RNA from Melitaea cinxia (Glanville fritillary), 2685 nucleotides. RefSeq names its product serine-rich adhesin for platelets (gene eco). Lineage: Eukaryota; Metazoa; Arthropoda; Insecta; Lepidoptera; Nymphalidae. The transcript is spliced from 11 exons. Gene Ontology annotation, molecular function: protein-lysine-acetyltransferase activity. The coding region runs from base 1 to 2685 and encodes 894 amino acids. Gene Ontology annotation, cellular component: chromatin; nucleus. The record is from RefSeq and is a predicted model, not a curated record. Gene Ontology annotation, biological process: mitotic sister chromatid cohesion.
AUGGCUGCAACGACACCACGGCGCUCUUUACGAAUUCCUCACACCCAUACCCCGAAAAUGUCUGAACGAAAAAAAGGGCUAUUUUUGGGCGAAAGCGAUGCUUCUAUGGAUUCAUUAACGAAACAUCGUCACCUCCCAGUGGUUAAUAGUGAGAGUGACAGCGAUGACUGCGACCUGGGCAUCAUCAGUACCUUGGACUCAAGCUCUGGAGAGGACUCUGACCAUAAUUUUCCUAAAACUCCGGAGAGAUUCCUUAGGCAUGAAACAAGAAGCCACACUAAGAAGUUGAGAGAGACUCAAGAAUUAAAGAAUUUCAUGAAAUCCCCAUUCACACUAAAGAAAUACACAACUCGUUAUUCCUGUCCGGAGCCUAGAUACUCCCUAUCAACCCCAGCUACCCCUCACUUAAAUAACCACCCUGCUACACCCUCAUCUACACAUUCCUGUGCAAGUGCACACACAACCUCGUCAACAUCAAGCAAAGCUCGUAAAAGCUUAGCAAGUCUAAUUGCUGACACGGAAAGUUGUAGUAGCUCUUUGAAAGACCUUAACUUUGAUACAGACUCUGGGUCUGACUCAAAAGAAAAUACCCCAACUAAGUCCCUUAGGCAGUCAUCAAGACUGCAGAAAAUGACUCCUAAACUUCAAAGUUUCAAAGGUAUAUUGGUGGAACAAAAGAAAAAUAUGUCUCCCAUAAAAAAUGCAGUUGUCUGUUUGACUAAGAUGGAUAUGAGUAACUACAUAUCACCGACACAAAUGCUAAAAACCCCUCAUAAUAUAUCUGAAAAUAAAUCUCCACCCAAACUAGGUCAUAACCGUCGUUCAAUUGUUGAAAUCGAAGAAAGCCCUGAACCAAUUAAUGAUAGCGAAAAGAGUCAUAAGAGAUUACAUUAUGACGGCAUGUCAGACAGUGGUCCAGUAUCAAAACAUCCAAGACUAGACACUACUGCUCCUAAAGCACGCCUCUCAUUAUUCAAUAGUGAUAGACUUAAAGAAAUACUAUCGACUAAAUCUUUCUAUGGCAAAACCAACCCAGAUAUGAAUGUUAGUAUCACUAGUAGAAUAUCUAAAGCUAUAGAAGUAUCAACUACCCAUCGCCGUCGACUCUUCAGCUAUACUCAAUCUCAAAGGCGUAAGAAAAAGCCUGGCCAAAUCAACAUGGGCGUCAGACACAAGAUUCGUAAGCCGAAAAUGAACAAAUCUAAAAUUUUAAAUAUGAAAAUCUUCAACAAUUCUGCUCCCGCUGUUUUAAAUACAAGUGCAUUAAACAGUAGCGUCACUUCCAAGUCUGAGAAUAAUGAUGUUUCAAUUUUGAACCAAUCUUCAAUUGAUGACAAAGCAGAUCCAUUCAACAAGGAAAAGCAAACAAUCGAAGCUCUCCUCAGUCAAUGGACAGAAGAGGAAGUACCAGAAUCUGAGUUGACUUAUGCAAAACCUCAACAAGAAUUACCGUGCUUUAACAGCAAUGUUAUUGAAGCAACAAGCCAGAUAUUCCAACCGAUCACAGCCACACCAGUCAUAACAGAUACUUACAAACCUCAGGAUACUGCAGUUAUCAUUGAAUUAGGAGCUCAACAAAGCACCGUACCAUCCCAAAAUUCAAAUUCGACACAAAACUUGCAAACUACUGAGCAAAGGGUUUCAGAACCAUUAAGCGAAGGUCAAGAUGUGAUUAUGGAGGAAGGUCACACGUCAAGCCAUGGUGAUUUACCUAAAAGUGGGGAGUUUUUACCUGUAGAGGGAGGUUAUAUAUUUGUCGGUGGGGAUGUUGUACCUGGUCAGAAAGAAAUCCCAGAUUUGGAUGAAAUUGAACGAGAACUCAAGAUGCUAGAUGAGCAAAUAUUACAAAUGGCGCAGUCGAAUAAUAUCGAUGCUGGGGCUGUACUAGCAUCCACUGAAUCAGAGCCUGUUGUAACUGAUUUAUUGGUGGAUAAUGGUGGCAAAACACAAAAACUGUUCCCAAUAUUCAGUAAACCGAACCCAGGAAUAAGCAACAGUCCUAACAGCUCUAAAGAAAAGUCAAAGAGGUCUCUAUUAAAAAGUUCAAGCAAUCAAUACAUGAUUGACGCCGGGCAAAAGAAAUUUGGAGCAACACAGUGCAGUGAAUGUAGUGUAAUUUAUGAGAUUGGUAAUCCACAGGACGAACAUGAUCAUCUAGUUCAUCACAAUGCAACAGAUGUUCUGAAAUUUAAUGGUUGGAAGGAAGAAUGCGUCGUAGACAAAAUGGAUAAUAGUCGUAUAAUCCGUGUGAGAGGCAGUGACCCGGGCUGGAAACGAGUACAGACACUACUGACGCGACUUAUUCACCCGCAGCUGGGAUGUGCCUUGGAGCUACCGAGAAAACCACAUAUUUAUACUGCAUAUCUGUGUAUAGAACAGAAGCAAAUAGUGGGCUGUUUAAUAAUGGAGCCCAAGACGAGGGCCUACAAGCUUAUACCCGGAGACCCUGACUGCUGUAGUGUUGAAGAUUAUCCAGUGAAGUGUGGUGUAGCUCGUGUAUGGACGCACUCGUCUCACCGCAGGCGUGGGAUAGCGGUCCGCUUGCUCCAAUGUGCCAGGGCCUCUCUGCUGCACGGCUGUGCCCUCACCAAGGAAGACAUGGCCUUCAGCGCGCCCACGCCCCAGGGCAAAGCCCUAGCCACCGCCUACUGCGCUACUCCUAACUUCUACGUGUACCUCGACUGA